GCCAGCAUGUUAAAUCCCCACUCUUUGAAAAAACAGCUAAAGUGGGAUCUGCUAACCCUUUGAUUGAGGUUUAUAUAGCAGGGCUCUCGCCUGCUUUGUGUGACCAUCGUUUUCUGUAGGUGACUGGCUCCAGCUCUCUUUGCAGGAUGAGUAGUAAGAUCAUCUUCUACGAGGACAGGAACUUCCAGGGCCGCUCCUAUGAGUGCGACACCGACUGUCCGGACAUGCACCCCCACUUCAUCCGCUGCAACUCCAUCAAGGUGGAGAGCGGCUGCUGGGUGCUGUACGAGAAGCCCAACUACACCGGCUACCAGUACGUCCUGACCCGAGGCGAGUACCCCGACUACCAGCGCUGGAUGGGCUACAACGACUCCAUCCGCUCCUGCCGCACAUUCUCUUAUACCAGCGAGGGGCCCUACCGCAUACGCAUCUACGAGCGGCCCAACUUCCAGGGCCAGAUGAUGGAGUUCAGCGAGGACUGUGAGUCGGUGCAGGACCAUUUCCGCAGUCGCGACAUCUACUCCUGCAACGUCAUGGACGGCUACUGGACCCUGUACGAGCACCCCAACUACCACGGGCGGCAGUACUUCAUGAGGCCCGGGGAGUACCGCAAGUUCAGUGACUGGGGGGCCACCUGCGCCACCACCGGGUCCUUCCGCAGAAUCACAGAGUUUUAAUCUGGACCCACUUGGUUUUGUUUUGAAUCUAUUUACACGACUCCCUUUUCCUAAUCUAUUUGUGUCAAUAAAAUUAUGUGGAGUGGGACGUUCUAUUCGACUUCUCUAAAUAUCGACCCGGAUUAUCAACAUGCUCCUGUUUUAAAUAACUGAAUAAAGAGACCUUCUGUCACCUGC
Molecule: messenger RNA, 854 nt
Organism: Betta splendens (Siamese fighting fish)
Lineage: Eukaryota; Metazoa; Chordata; Actinopteri; Anabantiformes; Osphronemidae
Product: gamma-crystallin M2-like
Exons: 3
Coding region: 147-677 (176 amino acids)
Biological process (GO): lens development in camera-type eye; visual perception
Molecular function (GO): structural constituent of eye lens
Source: RefSeq, a predicted model, not a curated record